AUGGCUUCUCAACAGAACCAACCGCCCCAGCGGCCGGAGGAGCAAGAGGAGGUCGACAUGCUGGACCCCGACGAGGCCGAAGAAAUCGUCGCGGACGAUGAAGAUGCACACAUGGAAUCCGACGAUGACGGCGACGACGGCGCGGCUCUACAAGAGAUCCAGCUCGAGAACGACAGCAUCGCGCACUUCGACACGCACAAGGACAGCAUAUUCAGCAUUGCCCAGCACCCCAAGCACCGCAACAUCAUCGCAACCGGCGGCGGCGACGACGUGGGAUACAUAUUCGAGGUGCUCGUCAAGGAGAAGGAGCGCCCGCCGCUGCCCGCCAGCUGGUCGGGCGAGCCGGGCAGCGGCGCCGCGACGCAGGCGCGGCAGGAGCGCGAAGGCCUGCAGCAGUUGUUCAAGCUGGACGGCCACACAGACUCGAUCGCCGCCAUCGCCUUCACACAGCCUGCCGGCGAAUACAUCGUGUCGGGCGGUAUGGAUGGCAAGCUUCGCGCAUGGCAGGACACCUCGAUCGGCGCAUGCAUGGCAUGGAAAUUCACCGGCGAGGCGCAGGAAGUCGAGGAGAUCGCAUGGAUAUCGCCCUGCCCGCAUCCCGACUACCCCAACACCAUCGCGCUCGGCGCAUCCGACGGCUCCGUCUGGGUCUACACCAUCAACGCGGCCGACACGGCGUCGCCGCUCACCAUCGUCCAGGCCUUCUACCUGCACACCGGCCCCAGCACCGCCGGCGCCUGGACUCCUGACGGCAAGCUCCUAGCCACCGUCUCCGAGGACGCGUCCUUCUACGUCUGGGACGUCUUCGGCGAGGCCGCCGCGGCCGGCAUCACCAACCCCUCCGCCGGCCAGGCCGUUGUCGGCCUCACCGGCGAAGACGAGCGCUUCCGCGUUGACGGCGGCCUCUACAGCGUCGCCAUCGCGCCCAACGGCGCCUUCGCUGCCGUCGGCGGCGCCGAGGGCCACAUCCGCAUCGUCGGCUUGCCGCGCAUCGGCGCAGAUCCGUCCGUCACCAGCGGCGCGCGCGGUGCUGGCGCACGCGGCAAGGCGGCUGGUAGCAAGCAGGCAGGCGGUCCCAAGGGCGGAGCUGGCGCAGCGACCGGCCAGGCCGGCGCCAUCCUAGCCAGCCUGCAGACGCAGCAAGACAGCGUCGAGACGAUCGCCUUCUCCCAACCACCGCUCUCGCUCAUGGCCGCCGGCAGCGUCGACGGCUCCAUCGUACUCAUCGACACGGCGCACCGCUUCGCCGUCCGCCGGCACAUCCAGCAGGCGCACUUCGACGAGGACGCGGAAACCGAGCAGGCCGUCAUCAAGGUCGAGUUCGUCAAGCCGCAACAACAAGGAACGGGAGCUCAGGCAGCGCCUGGCAGCUGGCUGCUGACCAGCUGCGGCAACGACGGCGUCGUCAGGCGGUGGGACGCCCGUGGCGGCACCGCCGCGGCUAAUCGCGGCCUGGUCGGCGAGUGGAGGGGCCACCGCGGCGGCGGUGAGGGUGGUGGUGUCAUGGGCUUCGUGCAGGGUGCUGGCGAGAGGGUCGUGACUGCGGGUGAUGAUGGCGUUGCGCUGGUUUUUGAUACGCCGAUUGCCUGA
Molecule: messenger RNA, 1590 nt
Organism: Lasiodiplodia theobromae
Lineage: Eukaryota; Fungi; Ascomycota; Dothideomycetes; Botryosphaeriales; Botryosphaeriaceae
Product: 60s ribosome biogenesis protein sqt1
Exons: 1
Coding region: 1-1590 (529 amino acids)
Molecular function (GO): protein binding
Source: RefSeq, a predicted model, not a curated record